Symphalangus syndactylus (siamang) is the source of this 3710-nucleotide messenger RNA. It is a transcript of the gene SLC8B1, whose product is annotated as solute carrier family 8 member B1. Gene Ontology annotation, biological process: calcium export from the mitochondrion; intracellular calcium ion homeostasis. Gene Ontology annotation, molecular function: calcium:sodium antiporter activity. Gene Ontology annotation, cellular component: membrane. Lineage: Eukaryota; Metazoa; Chordata; Mammalia; Primates; Hylobatidae. The record is from RefSeq and is a predicted model, not a curated record.
GAGUUGGGGCGGGACCGGACGGGAAGAGUAGGGGCCCGGACGCUGCAGCAGGCGGGGCAACCCGACUGGCGGCUUCGCUGGCGCAAGGUUGGGCCGGCGGCCAGGGACCUGGAAGGCUGCGAGGCCCUGCGAGGUCGAGGUUCGGAGUUUGCUGGUCCCAGGCCCGGCCCGAGGUAAGAAAGAGCCGCCUCCCCGCACGGCCGGAGGACCCGGGCGCCCCGAGUUCGACUUCUCAACCUCCGUCCGGAUCGGGAAACGGAGCACGGAGAUGUUCCUGAGGUCUCUUCCCUGGAAAGCGCAGCCCCGAUUUCCCGCCCCUGUCCCUUAGCAGGUCGGCGACCUUCCGAGCGCUGGGCAUAGGCCCACGCGUACAGAAGGCGCUCAAUAAAUGCUCACUAGUGAAUCAGUAAAAUAAAUCGGCGGCAAAGAGAGACGAGACGCAUGCUGAUCUUCAGGUGUUGGGGACACCAGGGACGCGAACAUUUAUUGAGCUCUUAUUGUAUACCCCGUCGGCCAGCAUUUGUGUCCAUUUCACACAUGAGGAAUAAGAGGCUCAGAGAGGUGAAGUGACUUCCUUAAGGCCACACAGAUAGUAAGUGGCCGAGACGAAUUUGAAACCAGGGGUGUCGUGUUUCAACUUGGUGCCAAAUAGAGUAACUCGGACUCCAGUUGGAGGGGUUCGGGAGAACCACAGAAGAGGAAGGGCCGUGUCUUCCGUGGACAGGCCACCGGAGCCGCCAGCUGUUUGGAACUGAGCUACUGCAGAAAGGGAAGUGGAGAGUGAGGGCCAGGCCCCGUGGGGACAGAUGGCCGGCAGAUGGCUGGAUCUGCACUGGGCACUGAGUGUGCUUUGUGUGCUGCUAAUGGCGGAGACAGUGUCUGGGGCUAGGGGCCCGUCUACAGGGGCUCACAUUAGCCCCCAGUUUCCAGCUUCAGGUGUGAACCAGACCCCUGUGGUAGACUGUCGCAAGGUGUGUGGCCUGAAUGUCUCUGACCGCUGUGACUUCAUCCGGACCAACCCUGACUGCCACAGUGAUGGGGGGUACCUGGACUACCUGGAAGGCAUCUUCUGCCACUUCCCUCCCAGCCUUCUCCCUCUGGCUGUCACUCUCUACGUUUCCUGGCUGCUCUACCUGUUUCUGAUUCUGGGAGUCACCGCAGCCAAGUUUUUCUGCCCCAACUUGUCGGCCAUUUCCACCACACUCAAGCUCUCCCACAACGUGGCAGGCGUCACCUUCCUGGCAUUUGGGAAUGGUGCACCUGACAUCUUCAGUGCCCUGGUGGCCUUCUCCGACCCGCACACAGCCGGCCUGGCCCUUGGGGCACUGUUUGGCGCUGGCGUGCUGGUUACCACGGUGGUGGCUGGAGGCAUCACCAUCCUACACCCCUUCAUGGCUGCCUCCAGGCCCUUCUUCAGGGACAUCGUUUUCUACAUGGUGGCUGUAUUCCUGACCUUCCUCAUGCUCUUCCGGGGCAGGGUCACGCUGGCGUGGGCUCUGGGUUACCUGGGCUUGUAUGUGUUCUAUGUGGUCACUGUGAUUCUCUGCACCUGGAUCUACCGAUGGCAGCGGAGAGGAUCUCUGUUCUACCCCAUACCAGUUACUCCAGAGAUCCUCUCAGACUCUGAGGAGGACCGGGCAUCUUCUAAUACCAACAGCUAUGACUACGGUGACGAGUACCGGCCGCUGGUCUUCUACCAGGAGACGACGGCUCAGAUCCUGGUCCGGGCCCUCAAUCCCCUGGAUUACAUGAAGUGGAGAAGGAAAUCAGCAUACUGGAAAGCCCUCAAGGUGUUCAAGCUGCCUGUGGAGUUCCUGCUGCUCCUCACAGUCCCCGUCGUGGACCCGGACACGGAUGACCGGAACUGGAAACGGCCCCUCAAUUGUCUGCAUCUGGUGAUCAGCCCCCUGGUUGUGGUCCUGACCCUGCAGUCGGGGACCUACGGUGUCUAUGAGAUAGGUGGCCUCGUUCCCGUCUGGGUCGUGGUGGUGAUCGCAGGCACAGCCUUGGCUUCAGUGACCUUUUUUGCCACAUCUGACAGCCAGCCCCCCAGGCUUCACUGGAGUCUCACGCAGUCGCCCAGGCUAGAGUACACUGGCACGAUCCAGGCUCACUGCAACUUCUGCCUCCCGGGUUCAAGAGCUUCUCCCACCUCAGCCUCUCGAGUAGCUGGGAUUACAGCUCUUUGCUUUCCUGGGCUUUCUGACCAGCGCCCUGUGGAUCAACGCGGCCGCCACAGAGGUGGUGAACAUCUUGCGGUCCCUGGGCGUUGUCUUCCGCCUGAGCAACACAGUGCUGGGGCUCACGCUGCUGGCCUGGGGGAACAGCAUUGGAGGCCCCUCUUGUUCCUGCUCAGAUGCCUUCUCGGAUUUCACGCUGGCUCGCCAGGGCUACCCGCGGAUGGCAUUCUCCGCCUGCUUUGGUGGCAUCAUCUUCAACAUCCUCGUGGGCGUGGGGCUGGGCUGCCUGCUCCAGAUCUCCCGGAGCCACACAGAGGUGAAGCUGGAGCCAGACGGACUGCUGGUGUGGGUCCUGGCAGGCGCCCUGGGGCUCAGCCUCGUCUUCUCCCUGGUCUCGGUCCCAUUGCAGUGCUUCCAGCUCAGCAGAGUCUACGGCUUCUGCCUGCUCCUCUUCUACCUGAACUUCCUUGUUGUGGCCCUCCUCACUGAAUUUGGAGUGAUUCACCUGAAAAGCAUGUGACUGAAGCCGCUUAGUGCUGCGGCCUGACUGCAGGCAGGAGCCCUGCCUCUCCUGCCGGGGGAAGCCCAGGGACCGGAGCAUUUCUGCAAGGCCUCUGUGGGCACGAGUUUGUGGCCCUCGCUGCUGGAGAUCUGAGGUCACUGCUGGAGAUCUGUGAGCUGGGAGAACUGCUCUGUACCUCUUGCUGCCAGCACCCAACAGCUUUGCCAUGGGGACCUUAGAAACUGGGCUUUGCUCUGGACAAAGGGUUCCAGAGAGAAGCUAAAAGGCCCCCUUGAAUGACCCCCAGAGCCCCUCUGAGAAGGGCUGGAGUUUGGGGGAAGGGGAUGGCUGGGUGUGUUCCAGGCCAUGCUGGAGGUACCCCCGAGACACAGGCACUGCCCGUUCCCCUUGCCUGGGCUUCAGGCCUUCUGGCACCUUCUCAGGGCACAAGUGGCUGCCCAACCCUGACUCAGAGAACGAGGGUGGCUUGGACCCCUGGGAAUCAGGCCGCCGAGGGCUGAGCUCCAGAGCUGCACCAUCUGCCAGAAACAGAAUUCGAGACAUACUUAAUUUUGAAUUUCUCCUUGCCACGUUAGUAAAGCCAAAAGCAGCGGGUGCCAUUCGUGGCAAUACACUUCACUGAACCCACUUGCUCCCAAAACGACGCCAGCCCGAGGCACUGCUACACCAGCAGCUGCCACAAGGGAUGGUGGCUCAGGCACUCCCUCCAGGAUUCUGCCCCUGACUGUCCACAAACUCCUUUGUGCUGGAACCUGGGCUCCUCCAGCUGCCAAGCAGGAGUCGGUAGGACUGUGCCUGUGCCUCCCUCGGGGGGGCCCUGGGUGGGGUUCCAAGGCCUGCGAGCUGGGAAAGGACAGAUGAGGGGAACUCGUGCCUUCUUGCUGUCAUGCAGUGACCCCGCCUUAUGUUGCCGAAAUAAGCAACUCUUGGGUUUGCCUGACUGCCUUAUGCUGGUAAAGAAAAGGGAUUCAACUCUCUUUUCCAAAUAAAAAAAAAAAUUCAAAAUU